Cucurbitaria berberidis CBS 394.84 is the source of this 1746-nucleotide messenger RNA. RefSeq names its product cytochrome P450. Gene Ontology annotation, molecular function: heme binding; iron ion binding; monooxygenase activity. The transcript is spliced from 3 exons. Lineage: Eukaryota; Fungi; Ascomycota; Dothideomycetes; Pleosporales; Cucurbitariaceae. The record is from RefSeq and is a predicted model, not a curated record. Bases 44 to 1588 code for a protein of 514 amino acids.
CUCUUGUGCAAUUGUGUAGCGUCAAAUUGCGCAUGCCGACAACAUGGAGUUUCAUUCGGGCCUAUUCCAAACGUUCUCUAUUUUCAACGUCAUCUGGCUCGCCACACUUUGGAUUGGCUACCGCAUCUCCAUUGCACUCUACAACAUCUCACCCUUCCACCCGCUCUCGCAUUUCCCGGGACCGAAGAUUGCAGCUGCAUCCUACCUUUAUGAAGCCUAUCAUGACUGGUGGUUGGUAGGGCGGUAUGGCAAGGUCAUUGCACGCAUGCACGAGCAAUAUGGGCCCAUCGUCAGAAUCAACCCUGAUGAACUACACUGUUCUGAUCCUGCUUUCACCGACGAAAUCUAUGCUGGUCCUGGACGCGUGCGCGACAAGUGGCAGCAUCAAUUGAACACUGGUGGUGCCGGACCCGUCUCGGUGACCGGCUUCUCGACUGUCAAUCAUGAGUUGCACCGCGCGCGCAAGGCGACCUUGAGCAAGUUCUUCUCGCGCCAACAGAUGCUUAAACUGGAGGGCGAGGUGCAUGAAUUUGCACAGAUGACGGCCAACAAGAUGCUUGCUUCGGCUGGAAAGGGCCCUUUCGAUGUCAAAGAAGCGUUCAACUGUUUCACCGCCGACGUUAUAUCUCAGUACGCGUUUGGUGAGCCGAUGGGUUUCGUUGCACAGGAGGGCUGGGAGCCCAAUUUCGCCACUUGGGUCAAGUCUUUCUUCAAGAGCGCGUACAUGAUGAGGCACAAUGCUCUUGGAAGGAAGAUGGCACAGGUUAUGCCUUUCAUGGCCGAUUAUCUAGGUGAAGACAUCAAGGCCGUCAUGAAAGUAAUGAAUGUCACGAUCCCAGAAUACAUCAUGGCCGCCCUCAAGAAUCCCGACAAUGGACGAGUCUUUGCCGAAGCAAUGAGUAACCCUAGCGCAAUGUCGGAGGAGGAGAAGUACCGCUUUAACGGUGAAGGAUUCAACUUUUUGCUUGCGGGCACGGAAACGACUGCGGCCAUUCUUACAGUCUUCACAUACUGGGUUCUUGCCAAACCAUCCGUCUACACGCGUCUCCUGUCCGACCUUGCCAACACCGGUCUCAACGCUCAAAACAUGAAGUGGGUCGAGCUCGAAAAGUGCCCUUACUUCUGGGCCGUUCUGCAAGAGUGUCUGCGCAUGAUGCCCGGUGUCUCGCAUAGGUCGGCUAGGAUUGCUCGCGAUGAAGACUUGCACUACAAAAGUGCGGACGGCAAAUCUGAUUGGGUGAUCCCCAGAGGUACGCCUAUUGGAAUGACCUCUAUGAUCAACCAUUGGAAUACUGAGCUGUUCCCCAACCCUGACGAUUUUGUUCCCGAGCGAUGGCUUCUUCCAGAUGGACAACCCAACUACCAACUGCAGAAGAAGUUGAUUGCAUUUGGAAAGGGUAGCCGGAGUUGUAUCGGCGAGAACCUAGCAUACUGCGAACUAUAUAUCAUGGCAGCUCUCAUGACUUUCUGCGUUAUUCCAAGGUCGAGGCUUGUGGAAACCACAGUGGAGGAUAUCUCCUAUGAUCAUGAUCUAAUUGUCGUGCAGACAACGAAAGGCUCUAUCUCGGUUCGUAUCGCUAUCGACUAAGAUCGUAGAAGCUUGGUUUUAGUCAAAGGAACGUUACUUAUUCUUUCUUUGAAAACAAAGUCAACACUGCAACAGCGGAUUAUAUAACGCAGUAGGAGAAACUAGUAUAGAACUCUAAUUUAGGUGCUAUACCCAGCACUUUAACAUAAUAUCAAGGC